AUGCUCCUGAACGUGGUCUAUGACUGUAAAGAUUUUUGCAGCGUCAAUGUCGACGACCGGGGAACGGUGGAGGAUUUAAAAUGUGCCAUUUUGCAAGCCCAGAACGUGUCGAUAGAGGAGCAGACACUUACUUUUGGUGGAACUACCCUCGAGAACGAGCGCUGCCUCAGCGAGUAUGGCCUUAGUAACUGCUGUACGGUAAACCUCACACUGCCUAUUACCUUCCACCCGAAGAUCCAGAUUUACGUGAAGACGCCAUGCAACGAGUGCUUCCCUCUGAUAGUCACAACGCAGGACACGGUGUGCGAGGUGAAGCAGCAAUUUUCGUGCUGCUGUCCCGUCAAGUACAACGCCCCCGAGUUCGUGUUUGAGUCGUGGCUCAUGGAGGACGAACGCCAGCUCUGCGGUUACGGCGUCGAGGAAGGCUCCAUGCUAAACCUUGUGGACCGCCUGCCUCCGGGCGCCGGCAUGCCGCCCAUCAAGGUGUACAUCAAGUCGCCCAGCGACCAAGUGAACGAGUUUGAGUUUCCCCAAACCAUGACGGUGAGGAUGGUGAAGGAAGCCGUCUCUAAGUGCCUCUGCCUCCGUCCAGGCUCAUUCAGCCUCGUCUAUAAGGGAUGUCCGCUGGCCGAGAACGCCACCCUUUACGAGUCCUGCAUCAAUCACGGCGCUGUCAUUUGUGUUGUCAAGUCUAACCGUUGCUAA
Messenger RNA from Echinococcus granulosus, 705 nucleotides. Its product is annotated as polyubiquitin. Bases 1 to 705 code for a protein of 234 amino acids. Gene Ontology annotation, cellular component: cytosol. Lineage: Eukaryota; Metazoa; Platyhelminthes; Cestoda; Cyclophyllidea; Taeniidae. The transcript has a single exon. The record is from RefSeq and is a predicted model, not a curated record. Gene Ontology annotation, biological process: ubiquitin-dependent protein catabolic process. Gene Ontology annotation, molecular function: polyubiquitin modification-dependent protein binding.